Messenger RNA from Aspergillus saccharolyticus JOP 1030-1, 2355 nucleotides. RefSeq names its product ATP-dependent 6-phosphofructokinase. The transcript has 3 exons. NCBI's taxonomy places the organism in Eukaryota, Fungi, Ascomycota, Eurotiomycetes, Eurotiales, Aspergillaceae. Gene Ontology annotation, cellular component: 6-phosphofructokinase complex; cytoplasm; mitochondrion. Gene Ontology annotation, biological process: fructose 1,6-bisphosphate metabolic process; canonical glycolysis; fructose 6-phosphate metabolic process. The coding region runs from base 1 to 2355 and encodes 784 amino acids. The record is from RefSeq and is a predicted model, not a curated record. Gene Ontology annotation, molecular function: AMP binding; ATP binding; monosaccharide binding.
AUGGCUCCCCCUCAAGCUCCCGUGCAGCCCCCCAAACGCCGCCGCAUCGCAGUCUUGACCUCCGGUGGUGAUGCUCCUGGUAUGAACGGCGCCGUCCGGGCCGUCGUCCGGAUGGCCAUCCACUCCGAUUGCGAGGCCUACGCCGUCUUCGAAGGUUACGAAGGUCUCGUUAAUGGCGGAGACAUGAUCCGUCAGAUGCACUGGGAAGAUGUGCGCGGCUGGCUGUCGCAGGGUGGUACCCUGAUCGGCUCUGCGCGCUGCAUGUCCUUCCGCCAGCGCCCCGGCCGUCUGCAGGCCGCUAAAAACAUGGUCAUCCGCGGCAUUGACGCCCUGGUCGUCUGCGGUGGUGAUGGUAGUUUGACUGGUGCCGACCUCUUCCGCUCCGAGUGGCCGGGUCUCUUGAAGGAAUUGGUCGAGAAGAAGGAAUUGACCCAGGAGCAGGUUGAGCCAUACAAGAUCUUGAACAUUGUCGGUCUGGUCGGAUCCAUCGACAACGACAUGUCCGGCACGGACGCUACGAUCGGCUGUUACUCGUCUCUGACUCGCAUCUGUGAUGCCGUAGACGAUGUGUUCGAUACUGCGUACUCGCACCAGAGAGGCUUCGUCAUUGAGGUCAUGGGACGUCACUGUGGUUGGCUCGCCUUGAUGGCUGCCAUCAGUACCGGUGCUGACUGGCUCUUUGUCCCUGAGUUGCCCCCCAAGGAUGGAUGGGAGGAGGAUAUGUGCUCCAUCAUCACUAAGAAUAGAAAGGAGCGUGGAAAGCGACGAACCAUUGUCAUUGUGGCAGAGGGAGCACAAGACCGACAGCUGAACAAGAUCUCGAGCUCGAAGGUCAAGGAUAUCCUAACUGAGCGUCUGGGUUUGGACACCCGUGUUACUGUCCUGGGUCACACCCAAAGAGGUGGCGCGGCGUGUGCCUACGACCGCUGGCUAUCCACUCUGCAGGGUGUCGAAGCCGUUCGAGCCGUACUGGACAUGAAGCCCGACUCGCCCUCGCCAGUCAUCACCAUCCGCGAGAACAAGAUCAUGCGCAUGCCUCUGAUGGAGGCCGUGCAGUUCACCAAGACGGUCACUUCGCACAUCGAGAACAGAGAAUUUGACAAGGCCAUGGCUCUCCGCGACUCCGAAUUCAAAGAGUACCACUUCUCCUACAAGAACACCUCGACUCCCGACCAUCCGAAGAUGCUGCUCCCGGAGAACAAGAGAAUGCGCAUCGCCAUUGUCCACGUCGGUGCCCCCGCUGGCGGUAUGAACCAGGCUACCCGCGCCGCUGUCGCCUACUGUCUCACCCGCGGCCACACCCCCCUUGCGAUCCACAACGGUUUCCCCGGUCUCUGCCGCCACCACGCCGAUACCCCCGUCAGCUCCGUUCGCGAGAUCAAGUGGAUUGAGUCUGAUGCCUGGGUCAACGAGGGAGGUUCGGAUAUCGGAACCAACCGCAGCCUACCCGGCGAGGACUUGGAAACGACCGCCAAAUGCUUUGAGAAGUUCAAAUUCGACGCGCUGUUUGUGGUUGGUGGAUUUGAGGCGUUCACUGCCGUCAGCCAGCUGCGCCAGGCGCGCGAGAAGUUCCCCGCUUUCAAGAUCCCCAUGACCGUCCUGCCGGCCACCAUCUCCAACAACGUGCCCGGCACGGAGUACUCGCUCGGUAGCGACACCUGUCUCAACACCCUGAUUGACUUCUGCGACAUCAUCCGCCAGUCGGCCUCGUCGUCGCGUCGUCGCGUGUUCGUGAUCGAGACGCAGGGUGGCAAGUCGGGCUACAUCGCCACGACGGCGGGUCUGUCUGUUGGCGCCGCGGCGGUCUACAUCCCCGAAGAGGGCAUCGACAUCAAGAUGCUGUCGCACGACAUCGACUUCCUGCGCGACAGCUUCACGCGCGACAAGGGAGCGAACCGCGCCGGUAAGAUCAUCCUGCGGAACGAGUGCGCCUCCAACACAUACACGACGCAGGUGAUCGCCGACAUCCUCAAGGAGGAGGCCAAGGGUCGCUUCGAAUCGCGUGCCGCCGUGCCCGGCCACUUCCAGCAGGGUGGUAAGCCGUCGCCGAUGGACCGCAUUCGCGCGCUGCGCAUGGCCAUCAAGUGUAUGAGCCACCUGGAGAGCUACGCGGGCCAGAGCCCCGAGGAGAUCGCCGCGGACGAGAUGUCGGCGUCGGUGAUCGGCAUCAAGGGCUCGCAGGUGGGCUUCUCGGCCAUGGGCGGCGAGAACGGUCUGGAGGCGACGGAGACGGACUGGGCGCGACGUCGUCCCAAGACCGAGUUCUGGCUGGAGUUGCAGGACACGGUCAACAUCCUGUCGGGCCGCGCCAGCAAGGCCAAUGCGGCGGCCUGGACGUCCUACGCGGAGGCUUAG